CAACCCUACUAUUCCCCGAUCCCAAAAUUCCUCCAUGCCACUGCUGAACCCCCUCGUGAGGGGGAAUCUGGGGGGUGGCCACCCCAAAACUGCGGUCCCGCUACCCCCCAGUGCCGCUAUUCGGGAUCCCUCAUUGUGUAAUUCCAACCAUUUCUGAUUCCCGGGGCGGGGAGGCAGGAAACGCCCCCAGGAACCCUCUGGGGGGGCGAUCGGGGGUUUGUGGGACACAGGGGACACCCCGCAGCCCCGAUCCCGCCGUCCCCGGAAUCCCUGGAUGCCGCUGCCCAGCCCUCCGCCCCCGUUGCGUAAUUCCAACCAUUUUUAAUUCCCGGGGGGGCAGGAAACGCGUCGCUGCCGUUACACAAAGCAGGAAGCGUUUUUUCCCCGCUUUUUUCCCGGCGGCGCAUCCGGCGGGGAAUGGGAUGACGGGACCUUCCUGUUGCCGGCCCCGCGCCCGCCCCGCAGCUCCGAGCCCGCCGGGACCCCCGGAGCCGCCCCCGGGCCCCUCCGGAGCGCCCCCGGCCCCUCCCGCAACGCGGAGCCGCCCAGCCCCCCCGGGAGCCCCCAUGGAGCAGGAUGAGCCAGACGUGGUGGAGCUGCAGGACUCGGACGAGGGGGACGUGGUCCGGAGGGUCUUCAUCGCCGACGAUGGCAUCGUGAGCGACGGCGAGGCCGAGGUGCUGCCGCACGAGAUCAUCCGCACGGUGAUCCCGCACAGCCCCCUGCGCCCCGCGCCGCCCCGAGGGACCCCCGGCCCGGCCCCGGGGGGCUCUGAGGAGGGCGGGGGGCGGCGGGGCGGGGGCCGCCAGCGCCCCUUCAUCUGCAACGAGUGCGGCAAGAGCUUCAGCCACUGGUCCAAGCUGCUGCGGCACCAGCGCACGCACACGGGCGAGCGGCCCAGCACCUGCGGCGAGUGCGGCAAGAGCUUCUCGCAGAACUCGCACCUGGUGCAGCACCGCCGCACCCACACCGGCGAGAAGCCCUACAGGUGCGGCCACUGCGGCAAGAGCUUCUCCUGGAGCUCCAACCUCAUCCAGCACCAGCGCAUCCACACCGGGGAGCGCCCGUACGGCUGCGCCGAGUGCGGCAAGAGCUUCACGCAGAGCAAGAACCUCAUCAAGCACCAGCGCACCCACGCCGGGCCGGGGGCGGCGCGGCCGCGGCGCUGCGCCCACCCCGCGGGCGCUGCCAGGGCGCUGAAGGGGCCGCGGGCGGGGGGCGAGGGCGAGGGGCCGGCGGGCGGCGAGAGCGGCCGCGGGCAGGAGCCGCUGAUCUGCGUGGAGUGCGGCGAGAGCUUCGCCCGGAGCGCCGCGCUCAGGAGGCACCGCCGGGGCCACCGCCCGCUCUUCGUGCCCUGAGGGGACCUGGGGACACUGCAGAGGGCGCAGGGACAGUGGGACUCUGCCCCCGCUCUUUGUGCCUCGAGGGGCACGGGGACAGUGGCACCGAGGUGUGGGGACACAAGAACUGUUGGGGGCACCGCCUGCUCUGUGCCCUAAGGGGAACCCCGCCGUGGUGACACAGGGACAAUUGGACAAUGCUCCGGCUGUUGCUGCCCUGCGGGGACACGGGGACACGCAGACUGUGGGCCACCCUGGUGAGGGACACAGGGACUGUGCCACAGACAGGGCACAUCGUGUCACCAUGCCAGGGGACACACGGAGUGUUUCAUGGGCAGGACGUGGUGACUGACCUGGGGUCACACGAGUUGUGGCACAGGUUUAGGGAUUUGGUGACACCAAGCUGGGAGACAGUGGGGGGUACCUGGACUGGGACAAGGACAGAACACGGUGACUCCAAAGAGGGGGGACACACGGACAGGACAGUGACACAGAGCUGAUGUCCCCAAGCCCACCCCGUGCCCUGUGUCGCCCUCGGUGCUGCUCGCUGUCCCCUGUCGGUGCCACAUCCCAGAGCUGUAAAUAGGGGAAGGGGGGAGGGACACGAGGGUGGGACCCCGGGGGCGGGAGGUGACACCGGGACGCCCGUGUGGGGGUGGGGACUCGGGUGGGGGGAGGUGACAGCGGGACCCCCCUGUGUGGUGGGGAGAGGGCAUGGACGGGGCCGGGCUGUGAAUAAAGUGUG
Oenanthe melanoleuca is the source of this 2085-nucleotide messenger RNA. RefSeq names its product zinc finger protein 787-like. Gene Ontology annotation, molecular function: histone H3K4 methyltransferase activity; RNA polymerase II cis-regulatory region sequence-specific DNA binding; recombination hotspot binding. The transcript has 4 exons. The record is from RefSeq and is a predicted model, not a curated record. Gene Ontology annotation, cellular component: nucleus. Gene Ontology annotation, biological process: regulation of transcription by RNA polymerase II; positive regulation of reciprocal meiotic recombination. Lineage: Eukaryota; Metazoa; Chordata; Aves; Passeriformes; Muscicapidae. The coding region runs from base 423 to 1358 and encodes 311 amino acids.